Messenger RNA from Rhizophagus irregularis DAOM 181602=DAOM 197198, 2484 nucleotides. RefSeq lists its product as uncharacterized. The record is from RefSeq and is a predicted model, not a curated record. NCBI's taxonomy places the organism in Eukaryota, Fungi, Glomeromycota, Glomeromycetes, Glomerales, Glomeraceae.
AUGGCCGAAAAGGGAAUGAUACCAGAAAUUUACUCAUAUUGCGAUUUUGAAUUAAUAACAAAAAAAAAUCAAAUAUAUCAAGAUUUCAAAGAAAUAAUCAAUAAAAAAAAAAUUCCUUGGUCAAAUCCUAAACUAAAUUUAUGUUCAUUACCUACAGAAAUUCUUUUGAAAAUUUUAUAUGAAUUAAUUUUGUUGGAAAAAUUAAACCCUCCGAAAACCGCAGUGAUUUUUUUACCUUUAGUAUGUAAAUUAUUUUAUAAGUUAUCACAUGAUACAGUUAUAUGGGAACAGGUUUUUAUAAAUGAUUACGAUGUCGACGCAAGAAAAAGAAGAUUUAAUUUUUGUAAUUUCAGAAAAAUUUUUUAUCGUAGAUCAAACUUAAAUAUUGAAAAAAUGUAUUCUAGUGUACAAACGUUGGAAAAUUUUUAUCUUGAUGAUUUAUCUCCAAGUGAGUCAGUUUUAGACAAUAUAUUAGAUGAGUUAACGUGCUUGUGGGUUCUUGUAUCAGAGAAUGAUGGAAAGAAUUUAAAAAAGCUUACCGAAUUGGAAGCACCAGAAUUCUGUUGUAGGGUUUUCAAUUUAUUAUUUGCAGACAUGGAUUCUUCUUUGAAACAUUUGGCUUGUGUAUUUAUUUCUUUAAAGAUUAUUUCUAUGAUGUUGGCUUAUGGUGUAAAGUCAUAUUCAUCCAUUGUUAAAACUAUGGUGGACAAAUUACGUGAGCGAAUAUUAAAUUGGGAUCCUACAAAAGAUGCAGUAUUUCCUAUGUUGGAUUGUCAUGCCCUCCAUAUCUAUUUAGCUUGUGGAGCUCGUGAUGAUUAUAAAAUUCUUCCAGAAUCUUUAAUUUUUGAUGCAAGAAAAUCGGAUAAAUGGUUACAAUGGACGGAUAUGGUUGAUGUAUAUUCAUCGAAUAAGAUAUUAUGGUGUCUUAGAAAUGAUGGAUAUGAUUGGCCUUUUUGUCCUCCAAACCGAUGGAAAGGAUUAUGCAUAGAUCCUACACUUACAGUAGUUGAAAAAAUAUUAAAAAUGGAUUUAACGUUCACUGAAGUUGAAAUUGAUAAAGGAGACGGUGAUGCUUUCAGUGAUUAUUUAGAUGAUGAUGAAGGGACUUAUCAGGAUAAUUCCUUACAUUACAAUUUGGAAGGCGUAUUGACUGAUGAUAUGGGUACGAGUUAUUAUACGGAAGGUGAAUCAUUUCCAGUAGAUAAAGGUCGUAGGGUGAAUUUCGUAUAUAAAGAUAAUAAAGAUGAUAAUGUUUUGGUGAAAUUUUGUGGAUUUAUGACUGCAUAUGGGAUUAUUGGAAGAUAUUGGAAGUCCGGAGAAACUGAAUGCGAACGGCCAAUUACUGAGUAUAAUUGGUGUCAUGAUUGUAGUGCGAGACAUUUUCAACAAAAUUUCAACAAUUGGACAAGUGGUAAUGGUAAUAUUGAUAAAUUUAUUCAAGAUACUCAGUUAUCAGCAGUUUGGUAUAAUAAAUUAUUAGAGUGGAUACCUUUUGAUAGAUUUAACAAUAUUGAACAUAUUGGCAAAGGCGGAUUUGGUGAUGUGUAUAAAGCGAAAUGGAUUGAUGGACGUAUAUGGAAUUGGGAUAACAAAAAUCAGAAUUGGAAUAGACUUUAUCAGGAUGAAUUUGUCUCCUUGAAAAGUUUAAAUAAUUCAGAAAAUAUUACAUUAGAAUAUAUUAAAGAGAUUGCAUCACAUCAUAAAAUAAAUGAAGCUUUUAUCAUUGAAAUCUAUGGAAUAACUCAACAUCCGGAAACAAAAAAUUAUAUGAUUGUUUUACAAUAUGCAGAACAUAGAAGUUUACGAAAUUAUUUAAACCAGAAUUACAAAAAGUUGACUUGGGCAGAAAAGAUUUAUAUAUUACAUAAUAUUGCGAAUGGACUUGAUCAAAUUCAUAGAAAUGGAUUAAUUCAUCGAAAUUUACAUACUGGCAAUAUAUUAAGGUUUAAAUAUGGAACUUCUAUAACUGAUAUAGGAUUAUGUAAGCCUGCAGAUUAUAACAAUACAUUAGAAAAUAAGGUAUAUGGUGUUUUACCUUACGUGGCUCCGGAAAUUUUACGAGGGCAAAAUUAUACCAAAGCUUCUGAUAUUUAUAGUUUUGGUAUAAUUAUGUAUGAAAUAAUUUCUGGAUUAUCCCCAUAUCAUGAUAUAAGCCAUGACAAAAAUUUAGCAAUAAAAGUUUGUCAAGGGUUUAGACCAAGAUUUAACAUUAAAGUACCUCAAUUAAUUUUGCAUUUAAUUAAACAAUGUUUGGAUGCAGACCCUCUGAUUAGACCAACUGCUGAUGAAAUAUGGAAUACUUUAUUGCAAUGGUAUGAUAAUAUUCAAGAGCAAGAUGAUACAGGAAUAUAUAAACAAAUAGAAGAAAUUAAUAAUAAUUUAUCAACUAAUGAUAUACCUUCAAAACAUUAUGAAGCAAUUUAUACGAGUAGAUUACUUAAUUUUGAUAAUCUUCCUGAACCAAAAAAUCCUGAUAAAUAUUAA